AUGCAAAAGUUAGCCAAAGAUAAACGCAUAAAGGAUGCUGCUCUACCUAAUAGAUUGGUAGUCCAAAGUAUCGAGCCCGCAUUGAUCUAUGCCAAUGAGACCCCUGAUUUCGCUACAAUCUCGGCUAUUCUCGAUGAAGGUCCAUCCGAUAAUGAACAAGACGACCCAGAAAUUUCUAAACAGAAAGAACGAGGAUUGAAAGAUGCAUCCACCUGCCACCAAGACAUAUGUAGUCAUGACAGCCCUUACUCCCAAGGUUCGUCCGGCAAGAUUACUCAACCCAACCUUUUUCCGACUCUUCCACUACAGCCAUACAACAUGACAGCCAUACAACAUGGAGAGACUCUGCUGCCGCUAUCCGGCAAGACUGGCUGGAAGGAACUGGGGCUAGAAGGCUCAUGUUCAUAUAAUCCCACAGCAGCGGAAUCAAACAGCAUCAAGAAUAUAAAGUCUUCGAGACAAGCGCUCAAGUCAUGGCUAAAAGACACACUUGAUAUAACAUUUUGA
Messenger RNA from Penicillium robsamsonii, 507 nucleotides. RefSeq lists its product as uncharacterized. The coding region runs from base 1 to 507 and encodes 168 amino acids. NCBI's taxonomy places the organism in Eukaryota, Fungi, Ascomycota, Eurotiomycetes, Eurotiales, Aspergillaceae. The record is from RefSeq and is a predicted model, not a curated record. The transcript has 3 exons.